Messenger RNA from Hirundo rustica (Barn swallow), 1807 nucleotides. Its product is annotated as fructose-1,6-bisphosphatase isozyme 2. The record is from RefSeq and is a predicted model, not a curated record. Gene Ontology annotation, molecular function: fructose 1,6-bisphosphate 1-phosphatase activity. Gene Ontology annotation, cellular component: cytoplasm; cytosol. The transcript has 7 exons. Bases 173 to 1195 code for a protein of 340 amino acids. NCBI's taxonomy places the organism in Eukaryota, Metazoa, Chordata, Aves, Passeriformes, Hirundinidae. Gene Ontology annotation, biological process: fructose 6-phosphate metabolic process; sucrose biosynthetic process; gluconeogenesis.
GCAGUUAUUCCGAGCAUUCAAUCACAUGGUCUCAGAGACACUUAAUAAAUGCUGACCAGCAACACAACCAAACACAGCUCCACCUCAAAAUAAAACAGCUAUCCAGGAUCUCAACACAGCAAGAGAGCAUCUUGUCCAGCCAAGAAGACAGGAACUCUGCUACCCAGCAAAAAUGACUGACAAAAGCCCUUUCGAAACAGAUAUGCUGACACUCACACGAUUUGUUAUGGAGAAGGGACGCCGCGUAAAAGGAGCGACGGGGGAGCUGACGCAGCUGCUCAACUCCAUGCUGACUGCCAUAAAGGCCAUUUCCGCUGCUGUCAGAAAGGCAGGCCUUGCCCACAUGUUUGGUAUAGCUGGCACUGUGAAUGUGACAGGUGAUGAGGUGAAGAAGCUGGAUGUAUUAUCCAACUCCCUGGUGAUUAACAUGCUCCAGUCCUCCUACAGCACCUGCGUCCUGGUCACAGAGGAGAACAAGGAGGCUAUCAUCACCCCGAAAGACAAGCGGGGUAAAUAUGUGGUGUGCUUUGACCCCCUUGACGGUUCAUCCAAUAUAGACUGCUUGGCACCGAUAGGAACCAUAUUUGCUAUCUACAGAAAGGAAACAGAUGAUGAGCCCUGUGAAAAAGAUGCUUUACAGCCCGGGCGCAAUAUUGUUGCUGCAGGCUAUGCCCUGUACGGUAGUGCUACGCUGGUUGCCCUAUCCACAGGGCAGGGAGUGGACUGCUUCAUGCUCGAUCCGGGUCUUGGUGAAUUUAUUUUGGUGGACAGAGAUGUUAAAAUCAAGAAGAAGGGGAAGGUAUACAGUCUCAAUGAAGGUUAUGCAAAGUAUUUUGAUCCUGCAAUGACAGAAUAUUUACAAAAGAAAAAAUUCCCUGAGGAUGGCAGUUCCCCAUAUGGUGCCAGGUAUGUGGGCUCCAUGGUGGCUGAUGUUCACCGUACAUUGAUGUAUGGUGGGAUCUUCAUGUAUCCUGCUAAUCAGAAGAGUCCUAAAGGAAAGCUCCGACUUCUCUAUGAAUGCAACCCUAUGGCUUUCAUCAUUGAGCAGGCAGGUGGGAUGGCAACUACAGGGACCCAAGCAGUAUUGGAUGUGAAACCUGAGAAUAUUCACCAGAGAGUUCCUCUUAUACUUGGCUCUCCAGACGAUGUGCAAGAAUACCUUGCUUGUGUACAGAAACACCAGAAGAGCAGCUAAAGUCUUUCCACAUCAAAUCUUCUGUGUCCAUUUUCCUUCUCCAAGAAAAGCUUUACCGUUCAAAAUGGUGGAUUCUAGCAUUUACCACCAAUCUCUCCGUGAAAGUUCCAGUUUACAAGAACCGGAAAAAUAGUGAGAUUUUGUUUCUCCUCGGAGGCGAGUGUAAAAAUCCCUUAAUUCUGAUUUGUGCAGGGCAAGUGCAGAGACAGAGUCAUGACAAACAGAAGCUACUUACUUUAAAUAAUAUUAACAUAAGGAAGUGAAUUGUGUCAGUAUCUCCAUUUGAUCUGAAGCUUUACAUUUGACAUUACACGGAUGGCAUUGUUUGUGACAGGAUUUUCACAUCAAUAUUUGCAAUGCCAUUAUCUGGAUUUUCUGUCAGAAGCUUUCUUGCAGAUGCUUUUUAUCUUGACAGCCCUAAGAAGAGCAGAAGUCUCAUGCUGUCUGAAACAGUAUUUUUAGGCUGAGAGUUAUAUAUGUUUUGGGUAAUUAAUAGAGAUGAAGAGGCUGCAGCAUUGCCAGGAUAUUUCAUUUCUCAUUUCGUUUCUUAUGAGAAUAGGAAAUAUCAUCUGUUAUUUACACACACCUUUCAAAGCUCAAAUUACAAUAAAC